Molecule: messenger RNA, 232 nt
Organism: Antrostomus carolinensis (chuck-will's-widow)
Lineage: Eukaryota; Metazoa; Chordata; Aves; Caprimulgiformes; Caprimulgidae
Product: PHD finger protein 19-like
Exons: 3
Source: RefSeq, a predicted model, not a curated record
UACGUGCUGUGCCGCUGGACCGAUGGGCUCUAUUACCUUGGAAAGAUCAAAAGGGUGAGUGGCUCCAAGCAGAGCUGCCUCGGCACGUUUGAGGACAACUCCAAGUACUGGGUCCUCUGGAAGGACAUCCAGCAUGCCGGUGUCCCCGGUGAGGAGCCCAAGUGCAACGUCUGCCUGGGAAAGACGUCAGGGCCCAUGAACGAAAUCCUCAUCUGUGGGAAGUGCGGGCUGG